This is a messenger RNA of Trichosurus vulpecula (common brushtail), 1410 nucleotides long. RefSeq names its product aquaporin 11 (gene AQP11). Gene Ontology annotation, biological process: transmembrane transport. Lineage: Eukaryota; Metazoa; Chordata; Mammalia; Diprotodontia; Phalangeridae. Gene Ontology annotation, cellular component: membrane; cytoplasm. Gene Ontology annotation, molecular function: channel activity. The record is from RefSeq and is a predicted model, not a curated record. The transcript has 3 exons. The coding region runs from base 370 to 1167 and encodes 265 amino acids.
AGUCGUUCGGUCCGAGGCCGGCGAGGUGGGUGUGGGUGUCUGCGUUUCUCCCCCGGCUGGGUGAGACUGACCGUUGGGAGCCUCCCUCCUCGGAGUCGCCGUCCUAGUACGCUACCUCCCCUCCCUGGCUCUGCCCCCAUAGACGAGCCGGGAGCCGGGAGCCGGGGAGGGGAGGACGACGAGGAGGAGAGAAGGGGAGGAGCCCACCCGGAGCCCACCCCUUUCGUCCGUUUCCCCCUCUAAGCCUUCGAGCUGGAGCAGGAGCAGGAGGCGGAACCCAGGACUCUGGACCCGGGGCCGGUCCAGGUUCAGGAGGUUCCAGAGCAGACUCAGCUUUCGGUGGAAGGACUUCUGCGGACCUUGCUGAAGAUGUGGGCGGAGGGGCAGGACACCUGCAUCUCCCUGGGGGUGAUGCUCUGCGUGGUUCUGAUCGCCGGGGUGGCGCGAGUCCUGAUCCGCAGGCACACCCGCUCCACGUUCAUCCGCGUCUUCACGGCCGAGCUGCUGGGCACCUUCCAGCAGUGCUGCUGUUCUCACGAGCUCCAGGUGCUGAGCGAUUUGGGGCCGGCCAACCCCAGCUGGACCCUGACCGUCAUCUACUUCCUCUCCUUGGUCCAUGGCCUGACGCUGGUGGGCGCCGUCAGCAACCCAUGCGGGGUCCUGGAGCAGCUGUCGCUGGAGCAGAUGCCCCUGUGGUUGGGCUUCCUCAAGAUCUUCGCGCAGAUUCUCAGCUCGGCAUUCAGCCGGACUUUCAUGGUCUGGGUCUGGAGCCUGGGCGUUUCCAAGCGGCACUUUGUCGAGAGGGCUCUGAAGUGUGCCGACCCCAUACGCAUCCCUCUGCCGGAGGCGUUCCUCGUGGAGAUGCUCUGCUCCUUCAUCUUCCACAGCACCGUGAUGCAUUUCCAGGAGGUCAGGCUCAAGUUUCGAAUCCACAUGCAGGCAGCCCUCAUCACGUUUUUGGUCUUUUCAGGCGGAAAUCUAACAGGAGCUGUAUUUAAUCCAGCUUUGGCCCUUUCACUACAUUACCAGUGCUUUCAUGAGUUAUUCUUCAACUAUUUAAUUGUGUAUUGCCUGGCUCCUUCUUUAGGUAUAAUGUUGAUGGUUUUGAUGUUCAUCCAUUUCCUUCCUUGGCUGCAUAACAUGAAUAGAAUUAAUAAAAACGAGUAGUACUUAUCAAAGACUAAUACUAAGUUAAAUUGCAGUCCAGCUGGAUGUGAAGCAGUCACCAAGUUCAAUCGCUUCAUGUUCUAAAUGCCAGUUGCACUUUUCUCCAAAUGUCAGAUUUCUUUGAGGAUGCUGUCUUACAGUUCCCAUCACUGAGACAUUUAAAAAAAUCAAUGUGAAAUUGAGGUCUCCUGUGUAAAGACUUGUUCUUUUGAAUGAUGUAUAUUAAAAUGCUGCUGGAAAGGA